This is a messenger RNA of Xiphophorus couchianus (Monterrey platyfish), 3830 nucleotides long. RefSeq names its product GTPase activating Rap/RanGAP domain like 3 (gene garnl3). Gene Ontology annotation, biological process: regulation of small GTPase mediated signal transduction. Lineage: Eukaryota; Metazoa; Chordata; Actinopteri; Cyprinodontiformes; Poeciliidae. The coding region runs from base 419 to 3571 and encodes 1050 amino acids. Gene Ontology annotation, molecular function: GTPase activator activity. The record is from RefSeq and is a predicted model, not a curated record. The transcript has 31 exons.
UCCUCCUCCAUCCCGAGUCUCAUGAAGUCACUGGCCAACAGCCGCUCACUGGGACUGAAGCUCGGAGGGGAGAGAGCUUCACACUGUUUAGGAUCUCUGGAGCGACCGAGGCGCCUUGCGCAGUUCGCUUAGGGUGACCAGCUGCAGCAGCCUCUCUUCAGCCUCCUCUCUCUGGAGACCGUAUGGAAGUACCAGGCAGCCGGAAAACAUGCACCUAACCUCCUACACGAUCCAACAUCCCGGUUUUUUCUCUAUGAGGAGGUGAACCUUGCAUCGGGAGGGAUCAUUUUUCGGUCUGCCUGUUUGUCUCCCUUUUCCUCUGUCUUACAGUUAACCGCUCGAUUUUUUUUUUUUUUUUUUAAGUCUUCAUAAACGAGGAGCUUUUGUUUCUCAAAGUCUACCUGCUUGUCCAGCACCCAUGAAUUCGGAUAAAAAUGCGUACCUCGGCAAAGACAAGGGCAUCAUGCGGAAGAGAGCUCUGCUCCUUCGGAAGGGUUGCAGCUUCGAGAUAACCAGCUCUGCCUCAGAGGACCUGGGCUGCAGGCGUGGAGACUUCAGCAGGAAACACUAUGGUUCGGUCGAGCUGCUGAUUUCCAGUGAUGCAGAUGGGGCCAUUCACAGGGCGGGACGCUUCAGGGUGGAGAACGGUUCAUUAGAUGAGGCUUCAGACUACACUCCUGGAACAUGGAGGAGAACGGACGUCCAUCUGGAAAACCCAGAGUACCACACCAGAUGGUACUUUAAGUACUUCUUGGGAAAAGUCCACCAGAACUACGUGGGUACAGAUGCCGAGAAAAACCCUUUCUACCUGUCGGUCGUCCUCUCGGACCAGAACAACCAGCGGGUCCCUCAGUACCGAGCCAUUCUCUGGAGAAAAACGGGAACUUUGAAGAUCAGCCUCCCGUACAGUCCGACUAAAACACUAUCAGUCAAGUCCAUCUUAAGUGCAAUGAACAUGGACAGGUUUGAGAAAGGCCCCAGGGAGAUCCUCAACCCAGAGAUUCAGAAGGACCUGCUGGUGUUGGAGGAACAGGAGGGUUCAGUCAAUUUUAAAUUUGGUGUGCUGUUUGCCAGAGACGGACAGCUCACAGAUGACGAGAUGUUUAGCAAUGAGACGGGGAGCGAGAACUUCGACAAGUUCCUCAAUUUGCUGGGUGAUACUGUCACACUGCAGGGGUGGGCAGGCUAUCGAGGAGGGCUCGACACCAAGAAUGACACUACAGGACUUCAGUCCAUCUACACGGUGUAUCAAGGCCAUGAGCUCAUGUUCCACGUCUCCACCAUGUUGCCCUACUCUAAGGAGAACAAGCAGCAGGUGGAGCGGAAGAGGCACAUUGGAAACGACAUCGUUACCAUCGUAUUUCAGGAAGGGGACGACGCGUCGUCGUCCUUCAAACCAUCUAUGAUCCGAUCACACUUCACCCAUAUUUUUGCUUUAGUCAGGUAUAAUAGCCAGAAUGACAGUUACAGGUUGAAGAUUUUCUCGGAGGAGAGCGUUCCACUGUUUGGACCCCCUCUUCCAUCUCCGCCUGUAUUUACUGACCACCACGAAUUCAGGGACUUUUUAUUAGUCAAAUUAAUCAAUGGAGAGAAAGCCACACUGGAGACGCCAACGUUUGCCCAGAAACGUCAGCGGACCCUUGACAUGCUGAUCCGCUCGCUCUACCAAGACCUCAUGCCUGACCUGCACAAGGUUCCCUUUUCUCCCCAGAACAUGUUAAACCGGAGGUCUUUCAGCGACGUGCUGCCUGAGUCUCCAAAGUCGGCGCGUAAGAAGGAGGAGGCCCGGCAGGCUGAGUUUGUCCGAAUAGGGCAGGCUCUGAAGCUGAAGACCAUCGUGAGAGGAGAUGCACCAACAAGCCUUGUUACCACAGGCCUGUGCAGAAAAGAGCCAUGGGAAUCUCAGUCUUUCAGCAGCACGUUCCCCUACGAGAUCAUAUGUGCCGACUCGUGGGGUCAGUCUCUGCUGGUGGCCACCGACACAGCGGGGGUCUUGAUGCUGGAUGGCCCUGAUCCACCGCUGCCCGGUGCUGAGACGCCGACGCUUCCCCCUGUGCAGGUGUUUGACAAAACCAUGGCAGUGAAGCAGAUGCACAUUCUGGAGCCUCAGGACCUUCUGAUUACCCGGGCAGACAAAGGAAAGGACGCUCGGCUGUACGUGUUCAGACUCGGCGGCAUCAAGAGAGGCCUGGAGGAACGGCAGCUCGUCAGAAGCAAGUGUGACUGCAGGGAGAACAAACUGGAGAAAACUAAAGGUUGUCAUUUGUACUCUAUCAACACCCACCACGGCUCUGAGCUGAGAAUAGUAGCAGCCAUCAGAACCAAACUCCUCCUAAUUACCAGGAAGCAUCCGCGUUUCAGCGCUGUCGCCACGGGAGCAGACUCCCCGGUGGAGGAGUUUCAGUACAUACGGGAAAUCUGUCUGUGUGACCCGCCUGUGGUGAUGGCGCUGGUAGACGGUCCGACCGGGGAGAACGACAACAUGAUAUGCGUGGCCUACAAACACCAGUUCGACCUGAUCAAUGAGAGCACUGGGGAUGCCUAUCGACUUCAUCACGUCGACGCCAACAGGGUAAACUUUGUAGCAGCCAUUGAUGUGUAUGAAGACGGCGAGGCGGGCCUUCUCUUGUGUUACAACUAUAUUUGUUACUAUAAGAAAGUUUGCCCCUUUAACGGCUCCACACCAAUGAUCCAGUCCAACACUUCUGAUUUCCACUUCAGCUGGAACCAGAUGCCCAACGCUAUCGUUUGCGCUUUUCCUUACAUCCUCGCCUUCACAACGGAUUCCAUUGAGAUCCGACUGGUGGUCAAUGGAAACCUUGUUUACACAGCAGUGGUCCCGGAGCUGCAGCUGGCUGCCUCGAGGUCGGACAUCUAUUUUGUCUCGUCGGCGCCGGUGAGCUCAGCCUCCAACUGCAGUUCCAGAGACACCAGCUCUCAGAGCUCCCCCCAGACGCCCACAGGCUACGAGAUGCCCGUAUUUCCUUCACCGCUCGGAGAUGAUUCAAUACGGAUCCCCUAUGGUACCAAGCUUUCCCUGUACAUGUCUAAGGACGCUGAAGGUGAAGCAACAUGUAAGCAAAUCUUCAAGAUUCCUCUGUGUAACCUGGUGGGCCGCAGCAUCGAAAGGCCCCUGAAGUCCCCCCUGGUCAACAAAGUGAUGACCGCGCCCGCCCCCGCCAUGAUGGCGCCCACUCCGCUUAUCUCCGCCACACACUCGCUGUCCCUGUCCCGCAUGGAGAUCAAAGAGAUAGCCAGCCGCACCCGGAAGGAGCUGCUGGGCCUGACCGAGGAGCCGAGUGGGAAGUCGGACAGCGGAUCAGUCAAACAGAGAAAGAUGAGCAAAAAGAACACUGAUGAGGAUCCCAAAGCUAGAGCGAUGACGUCAACAAACAGCGACAGCAGGUUAGCCUCAGAGUCGGUGGACGCGGAGCUGGACGUCCAGCUGUGCUGCUCGUCCGCCUUGGAGGCCGAUCCGGAGAUGGUGGUGCUGCAGGAGGGCAGUCCGCCUCUUGCCAGCGCGUUUGCCCUCUCCACGUCCUUCGAAGACGAUGUCCUGGACCUAAAGUGAAGACAAUCCUGUUGUGCACUUCUCUCCUCGCAUACCUUUGUGCUGUCACUGUCAUUUUGGUUUUUUCACUUUUGUUUUUUUGGGGGGGGGUUUGCCUUUUAAAAUGGUUUCUUGAAAUACAUCCCUGCCUUCUAAUAUCCUGGGUCUCCCCAUCCAUCAGGGUGUUGGUGGGAGUGACGAAAACAUGUCUCCACUCAUGUUUACCGUGCGUCACUUCGUCGGGUUUUUGUGUGGCCCUGCCCCCCCCCCCCCCCCCCCC